AUGUUCCCGGAGAUCGAUCCCAGCGAGGUGGACGUGGUAAUAGCGGCGCUGCAGCCCGAUCUCACCUCCUUCAUGGAAGAAUGGCGCCCGAUCAUCUCUCCAUUCCACAUUCUGAUCGUCAAGGACCCCGAUCUGGAGGAGGAUCUCCGAAUUCCUCACGGCUUUGACCACCAGAUCUACACCCGAUCCGACAUCCGGCGGAUCGCCGGCGCCGCUCCGAUCGACUUCUCCGGCUCCUCCUGCCGCCACUUCGGCUUCCUCGUCUCCGGAAAGAAGUUCGUCGUCUCCAUCGACGGCGACUGCCUCCCCGCCAGGGACGGCGGCGGCCACCCGAUCGACGCCGUGGAGCAGCACCUCUCCAACCUCCGGUCGCCGGCGACUCCCUUCUUCUUCAACACGCUCUACGAUCCCUACCGCGCGGGCGCAGACUUCGUCAGAGGAUACCCCUUUAGCAUGAGGACCGGAGUUCAGUGCGUCCUCUCCUCCGGCCUGUCACGAGAUCCGGGAGAUUGUAGGUAUGUCGACGCCGUUCUGACAGUUCCGGCGAGGGCGAUGAUGGUGGUCGCCGGCGGCAACCUGGCCUUCAACAGGGCGGCGCUGGGACCGGCGCUGCUCCCCGGCUUCAACCUUCCUGGCGGCGGCGCGAGGUGGGAGGCCAUGGCGGAGAUCUGGUGCGGCCUGUGCGCGAAGCUCGUCAGCGACCACCUCGGGCACGGGGUGAAGAGCGGGCUGCCGUACGUCUGGAGGCCCUCCGCCGCCGCCGCCACUACCGCCGGCGUAGGAGGCAGUGGUGGGAUGGCGGAGGCGGCGGAGCAGGCGGUGGUGAGCUUCUUCCAGACGGUGAGGCUGCCGAGGACCGCCGUGGUGGCGGAGGACUGCGUGAUGGAGCUGGCGAAGCUGGUAAGAGAACAGCUGGGGAAGUCGGAUGGCGUCUUCUUGCAGGUUGCAGAGGCCAUGGCGGAGUGGGUCAAGCUCUGGAAGGCCGUCGAGUCGUCGAGGUCGUCAUGA
Messenger RNA from Spirodela intermedia, 1008 nucleotides. The record is from the annotation of a GenBank genome assembly. NCBI's taxonomy places the organism in Eukaryota, Viridiplantae, Streptophyta, Magnoliopsida, Alismatales, Araceae.